Molecule: messenger RNA, 849 nt
Organism: Glarea lozoyensis ATCC 20868
Lineage: Eukaryota; Fungi; Ascomycota; Leotiomycetes; Helotiales; Helotiaceae
Exons: 2
Coding region: 1-849 (282 amino acids)
Source: RefSeq, a predicted model, not a curated record
AUGGGGCCGCGAUCUGCGACAGACGCAACGCGCUUUACGUCGACAACACCACACGUCUCCGCGAAGCUACCUCCAACGUCGAGCUCUAAGAAUACAAAAGCAUUCCCCUCGAGGCAACCCGGACCUCCAGGCGAAACACCACAAGAGAAAGUCAAGCGCCUCAGAGCCGCUGCGAAUAGGGCGAGGGAGGCAGAUGUCUCACAAUUUGAUAAGUUGAUUGUACGGGGGCGUGUGUGGGCUGAUAGAGCCCAUCGAUUCACAGCCUUGGGUCUGAUUGCAGCGACUUUCAUCUGCGGAGGAGUUACGUUCUACGCAUUAGGCGAUAUGAUGGUUCACAAUCGAAGAAAGAGGGCGGAAUUCUUUACAGAACAAAAGGCAUUGAAGGCCAGCGCUAUACAGACCGCCAAGCAAGCCCUUGAUCAAGGCGUUGCUACCGAGGAUCAAUUGGCCUUCCUCCGCCGCGAAGAAGAACAUGAUGCUCAAUUGGCAGCUGCAGCUAAAGCCAAAGCCGCCAAGAAGGGCAUUUUCAAGAAAAGCAAGGAAUGGCUAUUUUCUGGCUUGAAGAAAGAGGAAGGGGUCGAGCUUGCAGAAAACAACGAAAGGGAGAUCAGUCACGGGGAAAUCAGUGAGGAGGGUUCUUCGAUAAAAGAGCGGGCAAGUGAUGUCAGUCGUGCAAUUGGCCAAACACAGAGCGCGAUAUCAGACAAGACAAAAGGCGCAUUCGAGGAGGAAAAGCAGAGACAGCGGGUAGGAGGGCCGCUGGAUCGAUUAGGUACAGCCACGGAGAGUGAUAUGGACGAAGACAAACCGAAAUCCGGUGGAUGGACAUCAUUCAUGGUACGGCGAUGA